This is a messenger RNA of Phragmites australis (common reed), 1786 nucleotides long. RefSeq names its product probable auxin efflux carrier component 9. Gene Ontology annotation, biological process: auxin polar transport; auxin export across the plasma membrane. NCBI's taxonomy places the organism in Eukaryota, Viridiplantae, Streptophyta, Magnoliopsida, Poales, Poaceae. Gene Ontology annotation, cellular component: endoplasmic reticulum; plasma membrane. Gene Ontology annotation, molecular function: auxin efflux transmembrane transporter activity. The record is from RefSeq and is a predicted model, not a curated record. The coding region runs from base 173 to 1423 and encodes 416 amino acids. The transcript is spliced from 5 exons.
ACUCUAGCUGUAUAGCAUCGCUCGCAAGAGAGCACUCUUAGCAGUAGAGAUCCAAGUUCUUUUGGUAACUAGAUUGAUCAAUCUAGAUCGCAGUCGGUUUAGGGAGGUGUGGUGCGGUUCCUGAUCGGUUGAUACCGAUUAAUUGUUUACAGCCGGUUGCAGCUAGAGCACCAUGAUCCCGGGCUCGGCCGUGUACCAUGUCGUGGAGGCGAUGGCGCCGCUGUACACGGCGGCGGUGCUGGGCUACGCGUCCGUGCGGUGGCUCAAGGCCUUCUCCGACGAGCAAUGCGCGGGCAUCAACCACUUCGUCGCGCUCUACGCCGUGCCGGUGCUCAUCUUCCACAUGGUCUCCACCAACGACCCCUACCACAUGAACGAGCGCCUCAUCGCCGCCGACACGCUGCACAAGGCGGUCAUGCUGCUCGCCCUCACGGCGUGGGCACUCUGGGCCGUCUUCCGCAGGCGCAGGGGCGACGAGAAGGAGGCGGCGCCGCCGCCGCUGAAGUGGGUGGUGACCAACUUCUCCGUGGCGUCGCUGCCCAACACCAUCAUCAUGGGCGUGCCGCUCCUCAACGGCAUGUACGGGCCGGUGUCGGGCGGUCUCAUGAAGCAGAUCGUCGUUAUGCAGUUCUGCAUCUGGUACAACGUCGUCAUUUUCCUGUACGAGUUCAUGGCGGCGAGGGAUGACGGAGCCAAGAUCAGCCCUGAGUCACCCGUGGCGGUGGUGGAGAAGUCCGCGCGUGACCAGAACGGCGGCGAUGUUUCGGCCGAGGGGAGUCGUUACGAGGUGGCCGUAAACAUUGAGAUCACGGAGGUGGCGUCGGCUGCGCCGUCGUCCACGGCACAAGACAGCGUCGAUGUGGCCGACACUACGGCGGUCGCCAAGGAGGUGAGCACAGGUGUCACGAUGGAGGUUUCGCGGCCUGCUGCGCCCGCGGUGAUGCACGUCGUAUGGAUGGCAGGAAAGAAGCUUCUCAAGAUUCCGAAUACCUAUGCGAGCUUCCUUGGCCUCAUCUGGUCUCUAAUCGCAUUCAAGGCUGAUAUCAAGAUGCCAAAAAUUAUCGACAACUCUCUGUUCAUCAUAUACACAACCGCCGUUGGGCUAAGCAUGUUCGCUUCAGGGACGUUCAUAGCGCGGCAAUCACGGUUUGUUCCGUGCGGGUAUAAAGUUGCGUCGCUCUCCAUGGUGCUCAAGUUCUUGAUAGGGCCGGUGGUCAUGCUGCUCGCCUCGCUCGCCAUCGGAAUGCAUGGCACCCUUCUGCACAUUGCUGUCGUACAGGCGGCUCUCCCCCUGGCCGUAACUUCGUUCGUGUACGCCGAGGAGUACAAGGUCCACGCGGACAUCAUGAGCACUGGGGUUAUUCUUGGGAUAUUUAUAUCUCUACCCGUUACCAUUGUGUACUAUAUUUUGCUGGGGCAGUAACGAAUCGAAGGUUCUACUAGAUUAAGCCAAAGGGUUCAUAUGCAUGUGCAAAAAUAGCUAUUGGAAGGCAGCAUGAACUCAGAAUGGUCGAUGGACAGCGCAAGACAAAUGUGACCGAUGCUGUCAAAACUUCGCAAUGUACAGCAAGUGUAGCAGACGCAAAUUAAGUUGUAGCUAGCGCGAAAUUAAUUUGCGAUUCUUGUAAUGUCUUUUCAACCUCGUGAACCAAUAAUGAACCCAAUACAGCACACUCUGUUCAUUUGAACAUCUAGAAGAGCCGGCAACGGCAAGCGAUGUCCGCAAGAGGAAUGUAUGGCGCGCUCUCUUUUUGUUGCAAUUUACACACAUACUCUGAAGACAGAG